GUGUUUGUCGUGGCCCCCUUUCCCCCCUGUGUUCACCCUGUCAAAUCCUAGAGCUGUUUGCUCGCUGUAAAACUGCCUGUGUUGGCGUUACUGCAGCCUUGUUGUAAUUUGUCCGGCAGCCCUGUCUUCACACGUGUCUUCACUGACGGAGUCAACUACGGUGCAGGAUGUACAGCUUCAUGGGUGGAGGGCUGUUCUGUGCAGGCGUGGGGAACAUCCUCUUGAUUGUUUCCACAGCAACCGAUUACUGGAUGCAGUAUCGGCAGUCGAGCAACUACAUGCACCAGGGCCUGUGGCGCUACUGUAUGCCGGGGAAGUGUUUCCCGCACAGCGACAGCAUCGCCCACUUAGACGCCACCCGCGCCCUCAUGAUCCUCUCCCUCCUGGCCUGCUUCAUCGGCAUCAUCAUCGGCAUCAUGGCCUUCAUUCAUUACUCGUCCUUCGACAGGUUUGACAAAACCUUCGCUGCAGGCAUUUUGUUUUUCAUCUCAUGCUUUUUAGUGUUUCUAGCGAUGGCCGUGUACACUGGUGUGACUAUUAACUACUAUGGGAAACGCUAUGGAAACUGGAGGUUCUCCUGGUCCUAUAUAAUUGGCUGGGUGUCAGUGGUGCUCACGUUCUUUUCAGGUAUCUUCUAUAUGUGUGCCUAUAGGAUGCACGAAUGCCCCAGGAGCACUAACUCACAUUAGACACAACACUUCUCGACCAUCCUCCCCGAGCAAGCAGUGGAUUAUGAUCCCGAGCGCUGCAUGGAGGCUGCCUGCCUGCAUGUAGAACAUAAAGGAUCAGAAGAUUCAUUGAUUUUAAAUUAAUAAAAAAAACGACU
Solea solea (common sole) is the source of this 826-nucleotide messenger RNA. It is a transcript of the gene lim2.1, whose product is annotated as lens intrinsic membrane protein 2.1. NCBI's taxonomy places the organism in Eukaryota, Metazoa, Chordata, Actinopteri, Pleuronectiformes, Soleidae. Gene Ontology annotation, cellular component: plasma membrane. Bases 168 to 689 code for a protein of 173 amino acids. The transcript is spliced from 5 exons. Gene Ontology annotation, molecular function: structural constituent of eye lens. The record is from RefSeq and is a predicted model, not a curated record.